Messenger RNA from Mirounga angustirostris (Northern elephant seal), 3537 nucleotides. RefSeq names its product 5-hydroxytryptamine receptor 2A (gene HTR2A). NCBI's taxonomy places the organism in Eukaryota, Metazoa, Chordata, Mammalia, Carnivora, Phocidae. Gene Ontology annotation, molecular function: G protein-coupled serotonin receptor activity; neurotransmitter receptor activity. The transcript is spliced from 3 exons. The record is from RefSeq and is a predicted model, not a curated record. Gene Ontology annotation, biological process: chemical synaptic transmission; G protein-coupled receptor signaling pathway, coupled to cyclic nucleotide second messenger; response to xenobiotic stimulus. The coding region runs from base 1155 to 2567 and encodes 470 amino acids. Gene Ontology annotation, cellular component: plasma membrane; dendrite.
AAGUGAAGGAGGCAGCCCGAGAGCCGGUCCAUUCCCGUGGAAACCACGAGUCCUUUAGCACAGGCAGCUAGCUCUCCCUACUUUCCUGAGGGAUUUCUUUUGUGUGACUUGGAGAGGGGCUCAUGAAUGAUUUCUGAACGUGUGCCUCGCUCAGGCAAGCCGCACAGGGAGGGAGUAACCCAGCCGAGUGGGGGCAGAGCCAGCAAACACAGACCGCGCAGGGCUGGAAGUGGCUCUACUCUUGCAUGCAGUUUUUGAAGUCAGCAAAACAGAAAUCAAAUUACUCUAUUAUGCCUGUGGACACUCAAGAAGAAGGGACUCUACCCUGGCUUAAUUACCAUGGGAGAUGCAGCAAGUCACAGAACAGCAAAGUAUGUCUCAUGUGUGGACCCUGAAGACAAAUGUAAGUUCUCACGCUGCUGUAUUUUAUUUCUGUGUUAAUUUUCUUUCUGGCUUGAAAUCACGCUUGGCCAAAACGUUAUCAUUUCAGUGAGAAUUUCUAGUGUGGAAAGUUGUUGGCUAAUCUUUGCUUAAGACUUUUCUUCUUCUAUUAACUAAGCAUAAUGCAAAUGGAAAUUCCCGACAGCAACUAUGGCAAUUCAGCCUAGAGACUGAGAACUCUAACCCCAAGUACAUCCAAUUACUAUGGGAUUAACACUGGAUGUAUUUUUAAUUGACUUUCUUCAUGUAGAAUGCAUACCACCCCACUGUUUUUGGAUUGCAUGCUGCUUUAAUACCGCUGUGGCUAAACUACUGUGAUCGACAUAACCAACAGAAUGAGAUAGAGCCUAAUGAGAUUCCUGGUAAUUACAAAACUUUUCUUUUCUGGCCAGGAUCACAUUUUUCCUCCCUGAAUGCUCAAAACUCUGCAACUGCUAGGUUAAAAAGUUCAUUCUGCUUUUUCUGAUCUUGCUUUGAAGAAAAAAGAAAGAAACUAAGCAAGACUCCACUAACACCAUGAAGGAAGGAGAUACAAAGAGCCACUGCAGUUCAGCUCCCAUUGUAAUAAUGAGAGAAAAAAGGCGACCAAAGGAGCUCAGCAUGUAUACCGGCUUCAGUGUGACCAAGCGUGGGGACAGAAAGAUGGAUGGCGAGCUGAGGCUAUAACUUGUUAGUUUUUCUUUACUUCAUCUGCUACAAAUUCCGGCUUAGAAAUGGAUAUUCUUUUUGAGGAAAAUGCUUCUUUGAGCUCAACUACAAACUCCUUAAUGCAAUUAAAUGAGGACCCAAGGCUCUACAUCAAUGACUUUAACUCCGGAGAAGUUAACACUUCAGACGCAUUUAACUGGACAGUGGACUCGGAAAAUCGAACCAACCUUUCCUGUGAGGGCUGUCUCUCACCAUCAUGCUUCUCCUUACUUCAUCUCCAGGAAAAAAACUGGUCUGCUUUGUUGACAGCUGUAGUGAUUAUUCUAACCAUUGCUGGAAACAUACUCGUCAUCAUGGCAGUGUCCCUAGAGAAAAAGCUGCAGAACGCCACCAACUAUUUCCUGAUGUCACUUGCCAUAGCCGAUAUGCUGCUGGGUUUCCUUGUCAUGCCCGUGUCCAUGCUAACCAUCCUGUAUGGUUACCGGUGGCCUCUGCCUAGCAAGCUCUGUGCGGUCUGGAUUUACCUGGACGUGCUCUUCUCCACGGCUUCCAUCAUGCACCUCUGUGCCAUCUCACUAGACCGCUACGUUGCCAUCCAGAACCCCAUCCAUCAUAGCCGAUUCAACUCCAGAACAAAGGCCUUUCUGAAAAUAAUUGCUGUUUGGACCAUAUCAGUGGGUAUAUCUAUGCCAAUACCAGUCUUCGGCCUACAGGAUGAUUCCAAGGUCUUUAAGGAAGGGAGUUGCUUACUUGCGGACGAUAACUUUGUCCUGAUAGGCUCUUUCGUGUCAUUCUUCAUUCCCUUAACCAUCAUGGUGAUCACCUACUUUCUAACUAUCAAGUCACUCCAGAAAGAAGCUACUUUGUGUGUGAGUGAUCUUGGCACACGGGCCAAACUGUCGUCUUUCAGCUUCCUCCCUCAGAGUUCCCUGUCUUCGGAAAAGCUCUUCCAACGAUCGAUCCACAGGGAGCCAGGGUCCUAUGGCAGGAGGACUAUGCAGUCCAUCAGCAACGAGCAAAAAGCUUGCAAGGUGCUGGGCAUUGUCUUCUUUCUGUUCGUGGUGAUGUGGUGCCCAUUCUUCAUCACGAACAUAAUGGCUGUCAUCUGCAAAGAGUCCUGCAAUGAGGAUAUCAUCGGAGCCCUGCUCAACGUGUUCGUUUGGAUCGGUUACCUCUCCUCAGCAGUCAACCCACUGGUAUACACACUGUUCAACAAGACCUACAGGUCAGCCUUUUCCCGGUAUAUUCAGUGUCAGUACAAGGAAAAUAAAAAACCACUGCAGUUAAUUUUAGUGAACACUAUACCAGCCUUGGCCUACAAAUCUAGUCAACUCCAAAUGGGACAAAAGAAGAAUUCAAAGAAAGAUGCCAAGAGCACAGAUAAUGACUACAGUAUGGUUGCUCUAGGAAAACAACAUUCAGAAGAUGCUCCCACAGACAAUAUUAACACAGUGAAUGAAAAGGUUAGCUGUGUGUGAUAGACUAGUUGCCAUAGCAACCACAGGGGGCACACUUGGCAAAUUUUCACCUAUUCUGGGGAAAGAAAAGAAAACAGGGAGACUGGAAAAAAAAUUAGGCCAGUCUAGCAGAACCAACAAUAAUAUUUAUAUGCCUCAUUUUAUUCCGUCAAUGAAAAAAAAAAAAGCAGGGUUAAAUGAUACAAAAUGUGCACUUCAAAAAUGUUCUGACAGCAUUUCAGCUGUGAGCUUUAUGAUAUUUUUAACAUUGUAAAUGAUAUGUCUUUAAAAUAAUUAGCUUUUAUCGUAUAAUUAUAAUGAGGCCAUAAAUAAGUCUAAAUUACCUUCUAUUUCAAGUGGAAACGUUGCUACUCUGUUAAUUGAUGGCAUGAGUUGGUUACCUGUUGCUGUAAAUAACAAUAGCUAUAAAUAGUGAAAAUUGGUUGAAUAUAAUAUAAUGACCUCUUAAAGAAAGAUCUUCUUUAAAACUUACUAUGCUACAUAUUUUGAACAACAAAAAAAGACACUAAGGACAGUGUUAUGAAAUCUGUAUUGCUAAGAUAAUUAAAUGAAAUACUUGAUGACUUUUUCAUUCCUGCUUUUUCAUAGAUGUCAUUUGGAAAUAUUCACAAAGUUGCUGGCAUUUGCUGCAUUUCAAGCUAAUUCUUCUCAGAAGUGAAAAAGUUUUAAAAUGUUAUUUAAGAACUACUGCUGCUUUCUCUUCUACUCUUUGUGCUUUAUUCUGAAUCUCCAAUGUGGUCUUGUUUAGUGUUUGUUCUACUAGGUAAACUAUCAAAAGGAUAAAUUUAACAUUACCAAAUACGUUUCUAGAAAUUGCUUCUCCUCAACAGCACCAUAGCAGUGUUUGGUAACUCGCUCUUUGAUGACUGCACCGUGCAUGCACGCCUUUGAGCAGUAAGCAGUAUUGAUGUAACUGGGUCAAGAUUGAGGAAUAAACUCGGGUUUUUGGCUACUGACAGCAGAAGCUUAG